GCCGCGAUCAGACCUCCUUGCAAGGCCGGAACUGCGCCGGAUGCGGUCGCUAGGUUUCGACGUCACAACAACUGUUUUCGUCGUGGUUUUAAUUUGUUUACAGCCACCGAUUGUCGAUUGGAAAUUUAGCUUAUGUCAGGGAAAAUCCCUUUCCCCUUCCACCGUUCCUAACGACAACUUCUCCCGCUCGCGCUCGCGUUGUUUAGUGUGAUAGUGGUGAAGAAUACAAAAAAAGAGGAAAACAAAAACGCAAGGAGAAAAUUAGGAAGCAGUAGCCCAUCCAAACCAGUGCAGUGUGAUGGUAGUGGUUCGAGAUUGAUUUUACUUUCCUCGAUCGGUAAAAGCGGUGACAUUCUUUGAGAGUUGCAAAUUGCGGCAUAGCCAUUGGCCAUCUCUGCAGAGAAGCUGUAAGCUGUUGUUGUUGUACUUGUUAUUUUCUGCUCUGUUUUUUUUUGCUGUGGAGUUAUAAGCUCUUUUGCAACGCAUGGAAGAACUGCUUGAAGGGUUUUUCGUGUUGCUCAACUGAGAGACGGGAAGUUAUUAAACCGUUGGAAAAAGUACACAAUAUCUACUUCAUCAAUUCAGACCGAUUGUGUGGGGUGUUUAUGUAAAUGGAAACAAGUGUGAAUUAGCAGGAGAUUGUCAAACAUAAACAGUAAUGUUCGUGUUUUUGGAUCAGCGAAACAACGUUGCGUUCGAAGUGAUUUCUAGAUUGAAGAGGUUCGUCGCUUGAGGCCACUGAAAUAUUUGUGUAUCUUCAAAGUAUUUGGUAGUGUUGUUGGAUCUAUUGGCGCAUAUCUCGAAAGCCGUUCCGGGAUUACACAGGGAAAAAAAACAAAACGAAUGAUGUGAAAUGCCAUACAAAAACUAACAUACCACCAAACAAGGAAUACUAGCGUCUGCAUUGUUUCUUCCUCGAGCACCUGAUUUGCACAAUUUUGCAUCCCACCAAACACCUGCUGUUGGCUACUCGGAAAAUGUAAGAACCAUAAUGAGCACUGGAGCAACAAACAAAACACAUCAGCAUUAGCAGCACAGCAAAUCAUCCUCCGUUAGAGCAAGCUGUCGAAACUUCUACUUGGUUCUGUUACGGAAAGUAUAAUUAAAAGCCGUUUCUUUCGCGUGCAGAUUCAAAUAACCCGUCAAAUUGCGAACCAGUUCAAUAUUACUCUUUGAAUAUUCACCACCGAACGAUAUGAAAUUUAUUUAUAUCGACAAAGCAUAUCGGUAGCAAUAAAAAAGCAAUCAUAAUCCACCAUAAGCCACAGGUAAAGGAGCGCUUUCCAGCCACCCACACAAGAGACAGCAAUGACCACGGAUGACGAACCCGAAGACGCGAUGCAGUCGAAAGUCGGUCAGUGGAAGCAAUAGUGAGCAGAGAGCAGUGAACACAAGGAGCACUUGGUGGGAAUUAAUGAACAACAAUUAUCGACUACGAUCGAGUUCUGAGAAGUACCACGAUGGUGACCUACAAUAUGGACAACAACUCGCAGCGAAUGAGCAGACCGCGGCGCGGAUCCAGCGUCUCGUCCGGCUUCCGACUGCUGGACGCAGACCAGCUGGAUACGCUCUCGAGUGUGAGUCGUAACUCGAUCUAUAAACUGAAGAUCGAUGCAAUGUUCGACGACACGAGAUCGAUCAUCAGCCAACGGAUCGAUGAUCGUAGCUCGGUAAACCUUGUGCCAGGAGCCGGCGGUCGGCGCCGGUCAUCCUCGGUACAUGGUGGCGGCUCCAUUAUCGGCAAUGGCCGAACGGUUGGAACGAAUGGCACUGGAAGCGAUCGCGACCUUUUAAACAACCUCAACGAUUCGCGCACUGGCAGCGGUAGUAGUGGGUCUGGUCGAAAAGAAAGCAACAACUGUGUCCAGGCGCAAAUCGAACGAAUGUUCAAUGAUGUCGCCAAGGAGCAGAAUGGCGACGGUUCCACGCAGGCGGCAGCGAUAGGCGGGCAAAAUUUUUCCGUGCGCUGUCUUGGAUCAUUGCCACUCAAGGAUAAAGUCACCAGUUUGUUGGGUCUCCAGGAACCACUGUGGCAACUCUACCUGAGUGGGGCCGGACAUGGGACCCAAAACUCCGGUACAUUGGACAUCAGCGUGGCCGGUUUGCGAGUAAGGACAACCGGGGGUCGUGAGCCACUGCUGACUCCAUUUCAAAAUAUUGCCGUGUGGUCCGCCGUUAAAUUUGUCGUAUCUGUGGCGGAAGGUGGAGCCGCUUUUCUGCCUUUGAUCACCGAUCCGGAGAACAUUGAUAAACGAACGCUUUUCCGACCACUAAGCGCCGCGGAUAAGCGCAGACUAUCAUCCGGUCUCCAUUCACCGCUCUUUGCUGUUGUGAUGCGCUCUAGCGCAGCAUCUCGACAGCUUGAGUGCCAUGGUUUUGUCUGCCAAACGCCGGAAGAUGCAAUCGUCAUAGCUGCCACCCUCUAUCAGAGUUUGAUGGCACACAUGGGUAAUGGGGAAAACCAACGAUCCCGAAGGCCCAAAAACCGCAACGGAAUCAGCUGUAUGAGCAUUGCCAGCAGUGCUGCCACCACCAAUUUGAAUUUGCCAUCGGGUUCAGCCAAGGCUUCGUCGCGUAGAUCCAUCGCAAGCCAGAGAAGUCUGCUGCCACCACCGCCGAGACCUCCGAGAAAAUCCAAACGAACAGCAACCAGCUCAUUGAGCGGUGAAAGUGACACCAUGGCGGGAGCCAACGAAGAAACCUCAACCGAGGAACGCAGGAAACGAUUGCCAAAAGGAAAGCGACCUCCACUGCCGGCAAAUCCACCAAGAGCAAUUUCCAACCGUCCGGCACUAGACGAUAUCUACACCGAUAAUAGUCAGUCAAACGAGGACAACCCAGCGGAGUCCAAGGGAGGUGACAGCUCAUAUCCACCAGCACCAGAAAGCUGCGGCGGAGAUAUUUUCACGAGGGUAGCAAUUCCCCGUUCCGGCAGUUUUCUCAACACCGCCGGUCUCGCACGGUACAAAUCACGAGCGACGCGACGACACGCCGGCAAAGUUGGCGGAGGUGGUGGUUCCCCGCUUGGAUUCAGCGAACUGUUCAACGAGUUCCGGCUACAAGAGAACUUACACUCACUCGAUGAUAUCCUCAAUGCCAUAAUCAAUUCGGACGGAAUGUCGUUCAACGACUUGAAACCGAUCUACAAAGAGUUCUUGCUCAAACUGGCCGUCACGCUAACCAAGGACGAGCUCUACCAACGUUCCAAGAGUAUCAUGCGGCGGCAGAAGAAGAAAAAACUAAAGCGGAAAAACAGCAAUGCACAGAAUCAGCGCCGAAAACUUCUGAUCGGCGCCAAAGGUCUCAAGAAAGUUUUUCGCUUCGGUAGAUUUCGAAGCAAGAAGUCACUGGAGCGAAACAGCGACAACGGUGGCAAGCUCAACUCGGCAUUUCUCGACGAGCACGAACUGGUAUCUCGACCGAAUGACGGCAACCGGAAACCCAGCGAUCAAAUUUCGAUCGAGAUCAAGACGGUCGACAAGAAGGAUCGAUCCCGCAUCGGGACGAGCGGGUCUGAGCUUUCGGAGGCUCGUCACGAGCAUACGCACCACAAUCGGAACAGCUCUAGCGGAUAUGUGUCCUGUUCGGAAUGUAGCUACGACUCGGAUGCCUGUACGUGCUCAUCAGCGGACAGGUGCUACUGUAGCCUAGGAGGAGACGACAUUAACGCAAAAUUGAACGAAGCGAGCAACAGGAAUUCGUUGCCUAGCUGUAAAAGCGAUGACAAAUGCUACUGUUCGAUGGGAGAAACUCAAGUAGAGGAUGACGGGUCGACCACCUGGUGCGAUACGGACAGUUGUGUGAGCAACGAAAAGUGCUACUGCCCAACUCGGCCUGGCCAGAUACAGAAGUGUGCUAAGAAAUCUUCCCCUGGCAAGAAGAAGUCCGGCAAACUUGGUUUAGACUACGAGCUCUUCACAGUAGGUGGCAAUGGGCGUUCGGUGAACGCAUCAGAAGCUCUUAGCGUGAAAAAGGCGGUUGAGGUAGCCGCUGUUUUCACCAACGUUAAGUUGAGCCAGACGACGGAUAUCAAAAACAUGAAGAAGAACCAGCAACAGUUACAACUACAAGACCAACAGCAGCAGCAGGCAAACGCCAAGAAACAUCCGUCGAAAAACGAUCAUCACAGUCACAAUCAUCACCACACACAUAACAGCAGCAUUAAUCACAGAAGACACAGCGAGAGCAAACAUGAACAUAAAUCCAACCACAAGAUGUCGAACAAGAAUGCGAUCGUGGAGCAGAGUACGAUUGAUGAGUAUCAUUACAUACAGUCAUCUCAGUCGGACGUGGCCACGCGAAAGCAGCUUGGGGACAAGAAAUCCGCCAAACAGCGAACAACGAAAUCCGAAAGCUACUACCAGGCCUUCGCGCCUCGUCUCGCCGUUGGUUCUUCUCUAGGUUUAGAAGAUUCUCUAGGUUAUUUGCCCUGAAUAUGUUUCAGUAAUUUUUAGAAGUAACGCUUGAAUAUCUCCUAUUUUCUCUGUACUAUUUUUUCCUGACAGUAAACACAACAUCGGUCUCAAAAACCGACAACGACGAAUAGGUGGUUAGUUUACUCUCAGUGAAGAAUUAGUUUCUACUAGGUAAGGAAAAUUAUUUCCAAUCACGAACUUAUCUUCAUUCUGAUCGCGGUCGAAUAAUUGGUGGAAGAUAUAAACUCUGUAUAUUGUAAUUAUCUGUAUGUGUACAUAAUUAGCCACUGAAACUAGAAUAUACAACACUGCGAGCAUCGACAGCAGAGUUAAUGAUAAGGAUUAUACUAAGAAUACUCGGAAACGAUUGACAAAAAAUUUGGCGAGGAAUGACAAAGAUAGACAAAUCAGAAUGAUUUACGUAAGUACCGACAUAGAUUUUCAUUUUAUCAUAAGAAAGUGCAAUACAUUAUUGAUUUUAAAACGACUUAAGCAGGGUAAAAUUAGAGAACGACCUUUAUAAAUUACAAUUUAAAAAAUACACUUUAAGCAAACAAAAUGGCAGAUGCAAUAAGAUUGAAUUCUCGAAUGAUGAAACCAAUCCCAACCAUUACAAUAUGACCAAUCCAUAUGCAAUAUUUCCCAUCUUAGCUCGUAAGAAAACGAUUCUGAACACUGCGCUGCGCUCACAGCAACCAAUACUCGAAGAAUGAGAAAGACACCGAAACAACUCUCGUGCAAUAAAAUCUUCUUAGAAGUGUAACAAAUGUGCAAUGAACGUUAUUUCUUAUUUUCCAAGUUCAGGAAUCUAUCGCAUUUUAAUAAAACUAUA
Toxorhynchites rutilus septentrionalis is the source of this 5247-nucleotide messenger RNA. RefSeq lists its product as uncharacterized. The coding region runs from base 1461 to 4433 and encodes 990 amino acids. The transcript is spliced from 9 exons. Lineage: Eukaryota; Metazoa; Arthropoda; Insecta; Diptera; Culicidae. The record is from RefSeq and is a predicted model, not a curated record.